Messenger RNA from Ictalurus punctatus (channel catfish), 4336 nucleotides. It is a transcript of the gene unc5da, whose product is annotated as unc-5 netrin receptor Da. Gene Ontology annotation, biological process: netrin-activated signaling pathway. Gene Ontology annotation, molecular function: netrin receptor activity; protein binding. NCBI's taxonomy places the organism in Eukaryota, Metazoa, Chordata, Actinopteri, Siluriformes, Ictaluridae. The transcript is spliced from 17 exons. The record is from RefSeq and is a predicted model, not a curated record. The coding region runs from base 1 to 2970 and encodes 989 amino acids. Gene Ontology annotation, cellular component: membrane.
AUGUCGGACGCACUGGGUUCCACUCCUGUCAGACAGGAACAGGAAUCUGAGACUACACUGGGCAAUGGCGCAGCCGAAACGGAGUUGAUCGAAGGAAAUCGAGCCGGGCUUUCGGCUUCAUCCGGAACCCUACCUCGCUUCCUUCAGGAGCCUGAUGAUGCUUACAUCGUCAAAAGCAAUCCAAUUAAGCUCCGGUGCCGAGCUAGACCCGCACUGCAGAUCUUCUUCAAGUGCAACGGGGAGUGGGUUCACCAGAACCAACACACAUCCCUGGAACACAUCGAUCUGGGAACAGGUCUGAAGAUUCGUGAAGUGAUGAUAAAUGUUUCUCGGCAGCAGGUGGAAGAUUUUCAUGGUCCAGAGGAUUACUGGUGUUUGUGUGUGGCCUGGAGUCACCUGGGCACAUCCAAGAGCCGCAAAGCCUCAGUCCGCAUCGCAUACCUAAGAAAAAACUUUGAGCAGGAGCCACAGGGGACAGAGGUGCCAAUUAAAGGCAUGAUCGUCCUCCACUGUCGUCCUCCAGAGGGAGUUCCUCAAGCUGAGGUGGAAUGGCUGAAGAACGAUGAACCAGUCAGCACACUCGUUGACACUAAUUUUGACACGCAAGCAAAUCGCAACCUGAUUAUUAAAGAAGCACGACUCUCAGACUCAGGAAAUUACACUUGUGUAGCCAGCAACAUUGUGGCUAGAAGACGUAGUGCCUCAGCUACUGUUAUUGUUUAUGUGAAUGGAGGGUGGUCAUCAUGGUCUGAAUGGUCAGACUGCAGUGUGCCGUGUGGCCGGGGUUUUGUGAAACGCACGCGCACAUGCACCAAUCCGGCGCCACUGAAUGGAGGAGCAUUCUGUGAAGGUAUUUCAAUACAGAAGAGCAGCUGCUCCUCACCCUGUCCAGUGGAUGGUGGCUGGUCCGGGUGGUCUCUCUGGUCUGUGUGCAGAUCAGAGUGUGAACGUUGGCGAGAUAGAGAGUGUGUAAACCCAGAGCCCAAACAUGGAGGGAAGGUGUGUGACGGAAGUGCGCUCGACACAGAGAACUGCACUGGCGAUCUGUGUACUCAAGAUAAAAAGCUCCUGCAUGAUUUGAAGGUUCCUCAAGCUGAGGCAGAGGUCAGCAGUGAUGUGGCGCUAUACUCAGGCCUGGGAGGAGGUGCAGUCGCUGUGGUGAUACUGAUCGUCAUCGUGACACUCUAUAGGCGGAGCCACAGUGAGUGCGGUGUUGACGCUAUCGACGCUUCUGUACUCACUGGAGGAUUCCAGUCCUUCAGCUUUAAGAGCAACACACAGGGUAACCCGUUACUGAUGAAUCCAGGUCGCUCCGUGUCAUAUUCGAGCCCCAUGUGUUUUCCUGACUCGGUGGAUAAAGAGCUCAUUUUCCACCCCUUACCUGACGUCAAGGUCAAAGUUCACAGCUCCUUCAUGAUGUCGUUGGGCGUGACUGAAGGAAUGAACCCUCGCUCAAAAGCUCCACACCUUACAUUUCCUCAUGAUGGUAUGAUCGAGGGCAGAAGCAGGAAGGCAGACUUUCCAGUAGCUCCGCCCACUAGCAUGCCAAUACUCAAGACCAGUGGGAACUUUGGGCACAAUGGAGGGAGACUUGUGCUGCCACACACAGGUGUGAGUUUGCUGAUUCCUCAUGGGGCAAUUCCCGAGGACACAAGCUGGGAAAUGUAUAUGAGCAUCAAUCAGGAAAUCACUUGCGUUCUCUCUGAUGAUGAGGUUCUUUUGGGUCCAGAGGUCUCAUUUGGUCCACCAGGUGUAAUCGUGUCAUGUCCCGUCGCCAUGACGAUAUCACACUGUGCCGAUGUCUCAGAGGACUGGAGUGUACGACUUAAGAGACAAACACAUGGAGACAACUGGGAGGAUGUGACGUGGACGAAAGAGGACAGCUCUCCGUGUUACUGCGUGCUGGAGUCACAGCGCUGCUUUGUGCUUGUGGAUCAGCCGGGCCGCUACGCCCUGGUCGGAAUGCCGAUCGGCGAAUCUGCAGCGAAAAGACUUCGUAUUGCGGUGUUCGGAAGCUCAGAGGGCGAUGUUUACACGCUCCGCGUUUACUGCAUGGAUGACACACCACAUGUCUUCCAGGAGGCGUUGUGGUCGGAGCACGCUCAGUGCGGUCGUCUCCUGGGAGAGCCGAGCACUCUGUUCUUCAGUAGGAGUUCCUCGAACCUGCAGAUCUCCAUCCAGGAUGUUUCACCACACUUCCUUUGGAACAUCAAACCCUUUGCCACCUGCCAGGAGUUCUCUUUCACUCGGGUCUGGUGCAGUACUGCAUCUCCUUUGCAUUGUGCCUUCUCUCUGCAGUGCCACAACCCAGCGGCCAAUCAGCUCUCGUGUAAGAUCAGCGUGCGGCAGAUCAAAGGUCAUGCGCAAAUCCUGCAGAUCUGUACCACUGUUUCCGAGAGCCAAAAGGAGGUGCCAUUUUUCUCAAAGUCAGAUUCUACCGUUUCCUCUCAGAAGGGGGAAAAAGCUUUUAAAAUCCCCCUCUCCAUACGGCAAAGGAUCUGUGCCACCUUCGACACAGCCAAUGCCAAAGGCAAAGACUGGCAGCUCCUAGCUCAGAAACUGCACAUAAACAGGAAUCUGGGUUACUUUGCACGGCAAUCAAGUCCCUCAGCGGCGAUUCUGUGCUUGUGGGAAGUUCAACAUCAGGAACGUGGAGAUCUGGACUCUCUGGCCAGUGCCUUGGAGGAAAUCGGACGUGUCCAGGGCAAACAGUCUGGAAUUAUAUGUAAUCAGGACCACCCCAAACAGCAGAGCGUCAUGGGUAACAUGGACGAAACCAAACACCCAGCCAAUUCCCUCACCUUCAACUAUUCAAAAAACUCAUCUAACAUCACUGUCAUGUUGGACAAGUCGGAAAAAGUGGAUGAUAUUCUUAUCAUGGACCAGUCAAGACACAAUACAGGGAAAACUCCAACGACUGACUCCACUAUUGGUCUUUACAACAAAGACUUAGACUCAGACCACACCUAGGAAAUGUUAUGCAGAAAACAAGCAGCCAAUAGCAACGUCUACUGAAGAAAAGGGUGGAGACCAGGAGUCGCUCUUCUCUCUGUUGGACUGUGGGGAAAAGAAAAGUGUUGAGAAAUUCAAGGUUAAGGAGAUAAAGCGACGCAGUGUUUGUGUUUGUCUGUGUGCGUGAGAGCGAGAGACACACACAGGUGAAAAGGUUAAGUAACUUUUCACACUGGACUUAUAGGUCUGGACGAUACAGGAGCCUGAAUUGUGGCAAAGAAAUUACUCAAUAAAUCAGAACUGGAAUUGUUGAGGACCCCUAAAAGGGGUGGAGUCAGACUUUUGAACUCCUGCCCCCUUUCACAUCCAUCUCUGACACCCCCUAGUGGCUUGCGAAAUAUCGCCACACCAUCGUUCCAAAUAUUUGAAACCGUCUUGUUUUACUUUUUUGCUCUUUCUUUCAUUCACAAUUGAGACAGAAACAGCAGAUGAAAUGGAUGGGGAGAUGGACAGAUAAGACAAGCGGACAGAGCAUUAUAACAUGCACUCACAUACAUUCCUAUAUAGUAAGCAGGAAGUUUAACCUGCUAUGAUGUCUGAAGAUGGGCACGCACUAGAGUAUGGACUUUAUAUAUGGAGUAUUAUGGAGAGACAGAGAAAUGGCAGUAUGUGAAAUUAAGAGAUUUUUUUUUAUUAAGAGAUUAAUAAAAACAGAAGAGAGAAUAAAAAGAAGAAAAUGUCCUAUGCCGUUAAAAAAAAAAGGAGUUGUGAUAUGAGACUACAUCGAAAUCAUGCAUUCGCACACUUUAUGUCUGUUAAAACUAGUAGAUGGUCAGAUGUUCCUGAUUGGCAGGUCAGCUAGGACCUGUAGUACUUUAUGCCAGUGGUGUAAAGAUGUGUGUGUUGUGGUGCAAAGGGUAGAUGUUUUUGGAUCAGUGUUAUUUCUGCAUACCCAGGUCUCUUAAUUUCUGAAACAAAAAUGCACAAACCAGUAUGGAGGACCACAGUAAAGAAAUAAAUUACUAUGAUAAAUAGAAAAUCUUGAAAAUGACCUGAUCCUUUGUUAAAUUUCUCAUACAGAGAAAUUAUACAUAUAUAACACAGAUUCACAAAGGCUUCAGAUUUAUUCAGGAAGAAGCUACUGAAUGUGGCAUAACCAAACUGUAUAAAAUAUUCCUGACUUAAAUAAGAAUGAUAUUUUUUUUGCCAAAUCAAUAACAAUAACAAUUUUUAAAUUAUAAUACUUACAUUUGUUGAGUAAUAUCUAAUAAAAGUUUACCAGUUAUUUGUUUAUUUUUCCCAGAUAUGCAGUACCACUACAGCCCACUGUGGGGCUCCAAAAUCUUUGUUGCUGAUUGCUGUACACUAUUAUAAGGCAAAAAAA